GCGUCUGGGUUUUGCCUGGCGGCGGCCUCGGCUUCGGCGGCACACGCGCGGCGAGGCCAGGGGUGCCGCAUGAGGGCUGGAAGGGCUGAGCUGCUGCUGGGCUCAGCCAGCCAACCACGGCGGCAGCUGCUCACCGAAGCGGGCCUGCGCUUUGAGGUCCGAAGGCCGGACAUUGACGAGAAGGGCCUGGGUGACCGUGCCGGGGAUCCCGAGAAGUUGGUGCGGCAGCUGGCGGAAGCAAAGGCGGACGCGCUGCUCCCAACCUUGGAAGGCGAGCAGCGGCUGUUGCUGACAGCGGACCAGGUGGUCACCUUCCGUGGCGCCAUCAGAGAGAAGCCGAAGGACUUGGCAGAGGCGGAGGCCUUCCUUCGCUCCUAUGCCGGGGACUGCUGCCGUACUGUGGGUGCGCUGUGCCUGCACGACGCGGCGGCGGAUUUGCGCAUGGUGGGCACCCAGAAGGCCGAGGUGCACUUCGCGCCGGAGUUGGCGGAGGAGGACGUGCUGCGGGGCAUCCUUUCGGAGGAGGUGCUGAAUUGCGCUGGGGCGCUGAUGGUGGAGCAUCCAGUCGUCCAGGAGAACGUGGAGAAGGUGGAAGGGGGCCUCGAUUCAGUCAUGGGGCUCUCGCUGCAGCUCCUGGAGGACUUGCAAGAACGCCUCGAGGCGUGGCGCGGCCGUUUGGCGCGUUUUGGCCCAGUGCUGGGCCGCCCGCUGCGGCGCUGGGCGGUGGUGGGUGACGUGCUGAACCCGGCGAAGCCGGCGGCGCGGGUGGCGCGGCGCUUGGAGGAGGCAGGGCGCACAGUGCUGAAGGUCAGCCCCUACGACAAGACGGGGGCGUGCUUCGGCAAGCUGGAGGAUGUGCCGGAGGUCGACGCCCUGAACCUCAUCAUCUCGCCAAAGUUGGGCGAGGAAGUGUUGGAGGACGCGAAGAAGCUGGGAAUCAGAUACGUCUUCAUCCAGCCGGGGGCUGAUGCGGAGUUUGUGGUGCGUCGGGCGGAAUCGCUGGGCCUCACUGUGCAGUGCGGCUGCGUUUUGGUUUCUGACCUUCCGCCGCUGGAUUGA
Messenger RNA from Effrenium voratum, 1059 nucleotides. The record is from the annotation of a GenBank genome assembly. Lineage: Eukaryota; Dinophyceae; Suessiales; Symbiodiniaceae.